Molecule: messenger RNA, 844 nt
Organism: Vigna angularis (adzuki bean)
Lineage: Eukaryota; Viridiplantae; Streptophyta; Magnoliopsida; Fabales; Fabaceae
Product: iron-sulfur assembly protein IscA-like 2, mitochondrial
Exons: 4
Coding region: 66-485 (139 amino acids)
Biological process (GO): iron-sulfur cluster assembly
Cellular component (GO): mitochondrion
Molecular function (GO): 4 iron, 4 sulfur cluster binding; 2 iron, 2 sulfur cluster binding; iron ion binding
Source: RefSeq, a predicted model, not a curated record
AGCUUUAUAUUUGAGCAUAUGAUUUUGAACCCUUACAUUUGGGAGAAAACACAAGCGACGGACCAAUGAUUCGAAGUCUUGCUCUACACUGGGCAGCACGAUUCCGACACAACCAAAACCUCCUGCGUCUUUCUUCUUCUUAUGCUUCUCCCGCUACUCUUCAUCAUGCCACUCCCUCUUCUUCUUCCGCUGAGCCCGUUCACAUCACCCCAAACUGUGUUCGAAAAAUAAAGGAACUGGAAGCAAGUGAAUCAUCGACUAGUGGAAAAAUGCUUCGAUUGAGUGUGGAAACUGGUGGAUGUUCUGGAUUCCAAUAUGUUUUUAAUCUUGAUGACAGAAUCAACUCAGAUGAUAGAGUUUUUGAGAAAGAAGGAACUAAAUUGAUCGUUGACAACAUAUCAUACGAAUUUGUAAAAGGGGCAACUGUUGAUUAUGUUGAGGAGCUGAUCCGUUCAGCUUUCGUGGUAAGAGAAUUGCACUUGUGACUGAAAACCCCAGUGCAGUUGGUGGUUGCAGUUGUAAAAGUUCCUUCAUGGUGAAACAGCUGUGAUUUUGUUUCUCCUUUCUGACUCUUCAUACACUGCUCAGAUAUUUCUUAUAACCAAUUUUCGGUUCUUUGUACCACUAAAAGACGAUUCAUUGAACUCAAGGUAAAGUUUAUUUUGUACAAUGCUCAAAGAUGCAGCUGUUCUAGUAAUAGGUUUAUCCAUAUCCAUAAAAGCAAGUAUUUAUAGAUUCUGCGUCCUUUGGUUUGUUAUGCCAUGAUUUUUUCUCUCUCUAAACGCUCAUUCAAUACGUGUAUAUGCUGAUACUGAUAAUAAUACACUACAGAGUUUUUGUUGAA